GAUCCCUAUGGAAAUUGGUCCCCAUUCUGAGGAGAGGACCAAUGCAUUCUUGGCUUUGUCCCCCGAGACUCGUCUUUACUCGAAUCUCAAAAAGGAAUUCAGAGGUAUGGCUAUUUACUCCCCUUCUAUAAGUCCCAUUCGUGUUGGAUUGAGGCGUUCUGUCCGGAACAUAUCUAAGUCUCCUAGCUCGUUUCAAGAUGCCUCAGUUGUAUCAAUUGAUAGUACUGACAAUGGCGAAGACGACACUACAAGUGUUACCGACGACGUUUUCACCCUGCCUGCUGUAAUUGAAUGUGCUUCGUCCAUGCAUAACGCCCCCAACCUUAAUCUGAAAUCGGCUGCUGGCACUUCAUCUUCAUCAGGGGUUCGUAAGGCUCUUGACCCUACUGAACUCUUGCAUUUGAAAUCCAAGAAGAGAAGGUUGAUGCCUCCGCUUCCCCCAGCGACUCCUUCCACUGCUGCGACAACUUGUUCGCUUCCUGUUGUUGCUCCAAGCUUGAAAGAUGGUGCACAAGAGACAACUCUCAAAGCUGGUUUCUCUGCCAACUUUUG
Molecule: messenger RNA, 552 nt
Organism: Cuscuta epithymum
Lineage: Eukaryota; Viridiplantae; Streptophyta; Magnoliopsida; Solanales; Convolvulaceae
Source: the annotation of a GenBank genome assembly